GAUAGCCACGUCUGAUGAAUGCCUUUAAACGCCAUAAGGGUACGCCACGUUCAUGUCAGUUAUUGUCAGUAAUACAUUUACCGGCUCGAUUCUAAGAAUUAAUAGAAUAAUCAUAAAUAAUUCUCUUAGAUAAAACUAAUGACAAAAAGUAUGUUUCGAAGUCAUUUAAAUAGUAUAAUAUGGAGUACCAUUGCAUUGCUUUUGAUUUUACAUAUUCGUUUUCUUAAUGCCGCUGACCUCGUGGAUCCGGAUUUAAGUUUGAAGAUAGUGGAAAAACAUAUCGAUUUGCAGUCACAAUUGACGAAGAUAACAACGAGAAUAAUAUUAGAAAAUGGAAGUAAAGAUCGACAGAUAAGACAAUUUUUAUUUGCCAUUGAUCCUGGUCACAAAGGCACUCUCAGUUACAUAUCUGCUCAACGUGAAUCUGGAAGAAUAGAACUUAAAGUUAAAGAAACUAAAGUAGACAAGCAUCCAGAUAAAAUAUUUUACUCUAUCGAUCUCAAAGAUGCCUUAUCGCAGGGUCGUACUAUGUCUGUAGAAGUAGAAACUAUAUUUACUCAUGAAUUGAUACCGCAUCCCAAACAGAUUACGCAGAAAGAAAAACAACUUAUUAAAUACAUUGGAAAUGUUUACAUCUAUAGUCCUUAUACUGUUGGAAAAUUAACUACAACUGUAUCAUUACCUAGUCGUAACGUUGAAAGUUAUUCCAAGAUUAAACCUGUAUUCCAAAGUGAUUCGACGAUUACUUAUGGACCAUACGAAAAGUUGCAACCAUUUUCUUAUGAGGAAUUAACAGUACAUUUUGAAAAUAAUAAUAAAUUCCUCACAGUUACUAGAAUCGAAAGAUCUAUUGAGAUAUCUCAUUGGGGUAAUAUUGCUGUAGAAGAAAGCAUUGAUUUAGUACACACUGGUGCUCAACUAAAGGGAUCUUUUUCUCGUUACGAAUACGCACGCGAAACUAAAACCGGACAAGCAAGCAUUCAAAGUUUUGAUACUAUUCUGCCUGCUGCUGCUUCUGACAUUUAUUAUAGAGACGAAAUUGGAAAUAUUUCUACAUCGCACACACGUAUUAAGAAGGAUUCUGUAGAAUUGAAUUUACGACCAAGAUUUCCAUUAUUUGGCGGAUGGAAAACACGUUACACAAUUGGUUAUAAUGUACCCAGCUAUGAGUAUUUAUUCCAUUCUGGAGAUGAAUAUGCAUUGGAAAUGAGAUUAUUGGACCAUAUUUUUGAUGACAUGGUUGUAGACGAGUUAGUUGUCAAAAUUAUUCUACCAGAAGGAUCACGUAAUAUUAAAUUAACUUUACCAUAUCCAGCUACACGACUGCCAGAUGGCUUACAUUAUACUUACUUGGAUACUACAGGUCGUCCUGUCAUUUCUGUCACUAAAAAGAAUUUAGUUGAAAACCAUAUUCAAAAUUUCAAAUUGAAAUAUACUUUCCCUCGUCUUUUGAUGUUACAAGAACCAUUACUUGUAGCGCUUGCAUUGUAUUUGUUAUUUUUGUUGGUCAUAACAUAUGUUCGAUUGGACUUUUCUAUUGAUAAAGAUGAAAUAUCAGAAAGUAAAUUACGUAUUGCUGGUCAGUGUGAAAAAAUUUUAGCUGCACAAGACCGCCGAGUAACCUCGUACAAUGAAUUAGAUGAUCAAUUGAAUUACGUAAAAACUAACAAAGAUGCCAAUGCAUUUUUAUCUGCUGUAAAGAGCAUUAAUCAAGAAUACAAAAGUGCAACAAGCGCUGUUGCCGAAAUAGCUCAACGUUUAAAGGGAGAGUCUGGAGAUAUGUACGAACGUGUUCAAGAACUUCAAAAAUAUGACAAACUAUUGAAAGAACUUUACAACCAACAACAAUCACUCUAUGUAGAUAAACUAGUACCAGGAAAAAUUGGUCGUCAACAAUUCGUUGAAGCAGAAUCAAUUAUCAAUAGAAAAAAAGAAGAAUGUGUUGAAAAAAUCAAUGCCAUUGUUAAAUCACUUCAAUAAUACUACUUUCAUAAAUUAUGUGUUUAACACAUUCACUGUGUUUCAGAACAAAAGACUUAGUAAUAAUGGUGCAUUUGCAAUACUGUAAGAUUAUUAUUACAUUUGUAAAUUAAUCUAAUAUCAAUUUGAAAUGAUGAUUAAAAAGACUUACUAAAAAUGA
Polistes dominula (European paper wasp) is the source of this 2140-nucleotide messenger RNA. RefSeq names its product ribophorin I. Gene Ontology annotation, cellular component: membrane; oligosaccharyltransferase complex. The record is from RefSeq and is a predicted model, not a curated record. NCBI's taxonomy places the organism in Eukaryota, Metazoa, Arthropoda, Insecta, Hymenoptera, Vespidae.